Triticum urartu is the source of this 876-nucleotide messenger RNA. Lineage: Eukaryota; Viridiplantae; Streptophyta; Magnoliopsida; Poales; Poaceae. The record is from RefSeq and is a predicted model, not a curated record.
AUGGCGAUGGCGGCGAUGGAGGACUCCGGCAGCGAGCGGGGUCCGGCGAGGCAGCAGGAAACGGGCGGAUCCGGCGAGCUCCAUGCCGGAUCUGGACGGGGCCGGAGGAAGGGAGGCGACGGCGAGGGAAAACGGCGUCGGGACGGCAAGGCGGCGCCGGCGAUGGUGACCCGCGGCGGCGAGGGCGCACAGCGGCGGAGAAAACCGGUGGCGAAGGCGUGGAUCGAGGGGCUCCUCCCCUCGACCGGCUGCGGGAGCGAGGAGGCGCGGGGUGCCUGCGGGCGGCGGCAGAGAUCCGGGCUCGCGCGGGCCUCGGAUGGGCUCCGCGGGCCGGCGGCGAAGUGGGGCGGCGCGGUGCCAUGUGGCGCGCGGACUCCCUCACCUACCUCCGUCCUGCCUCCGUCGCCAAGAUCAAAGAGGAAUGAAGCCUGGUCAGCCACGCUCCUGCCUGACGGGCCGAGCUCGGCGCUGCUCCAGCUUUGUGAGUCCCCCAUUCUCCUGCUACCGGUGUCGUCCCCCUUUAGGCCCCCUGGUUUCGAGGCCUCCCCAACGCCUCCCCGGCCGUCUAGUGGGUCGGUGCGUCGUACUCCCUCCCCUGUGCGCCGCCGCCGAGCUGACGCUUCCGGUGCGGUUGGCCUCCAGUGCCUAGCGCCACUUUUCGGGGAGCGGCCAGCCGCCAUUCUGCCCGUCCCCACCCCGACUGCAAAGCCUCCGCGAGCUCCAGCGGCGCGCCGGAAGACCUUGGCAGGAGUCACCAUCUCUGAGGUUGGCGGUGCACUCUCUCUGCACAAGACGUGGGUGGCGGCUCGUCCGAAGGCCACGCCCAUGGCUCGUGCGGCUGAAAUCCUGGUUUGUCGUUCUCUGGGCAUCCCGUAA